GCCGCGGAGCUCGGGGAGCGCCGCUGACCGGAGCCGCCUGCUCAGGCCCUGCUGGCCUCGGAGCUAGGGAAGGGAAGCAGGGGGUGCGCAGGUAGUAGGGCGGCCGAACCCCCUGGGGGGGCGGGGGCCGUCAGGGCGGCCCAGCCCCCCCUCCCUUCCCUUUCUCCCUUCCCCCGCCGGAGGACGCGGCCCGGCGCCCGUGGCGAGAAUGGUGAAGCCGCCCCCAGCCCCCGCGCCGGGCCGGGAGGCGACCGAGCCGAGCUGGGCCCGAGCUCCCAGGGCCGCCCUCCGCAGGGGCUGAGGGGCCGAGCCGAGCCCCGCCGGGCCAGUCCCUUAGCGGCAGGAUGACCACUCCCGCCCUGCUGCCGCUCUCCGGGCGGAGGUUGCCCCCCCUGAACCUGGGGGCCUCCGCUUUCCCGCACCACAGGGCUACCUUGAGACUCUCCGAAAAAUUUAUCCUGCUCCUUAUUCUUAGUGCCUUCAUCACCCUGUGCUUCGGGGCGUUCUUCUUCCUCCCCGACUCCUCGAAGCACAAGCGCUUUGACCUGGGUUUGGAGGAUGUGCUCAUUCCACACGUGGAUACUAGCAAAGGGGACAAGAACCUCGGCGGCUUCCUCAUCCACGGGCAAGGGCACGACGAGCACCGGCACAGAGAAGAAGAGGAACGUCUGAGGAAUAAGAUCCGAGCAGACCACGAAAAGGCUCUGGAAGAGGCUAAGGAGAAACUGAAGAAAUCCCGGGAUGAGAUUCAAGCUGAGAUUCAGACAGAGAAGAACAAAGUAGUGCAGGAGUUGAAAAAGAAGGACAGCAAGCCACUGCCCCCCGUUCCUUUGCCAAACCUCAUCGGCAUAAACAGCGGAGAGCCGGCAGACCCCGACGUCCGAGAGAAGAGGAACAAAGUCAAAGAGAUGAUGAAGCAUGCCUGGGACAAUUACAGGCAGUAUGGCUGGGGACAUAACGAGCUCAAGCCCAUUGCCCGCAAAGGACAUUCCACAAACAUAUUUGGAAAUUCACAGAUGGGUGCUACCAUAGUAGAUGCAUUGGAUACUCUUUAUAUCAUGGGCCUGCACGAUGAAUUCAGAGAAGGACAAGAGUGGAUUGACAAAAAUCUUGAUUUCAGUGUGAAUUCCGAAGUGUCAGUGUUCGAGGUCAACAUUCGCUUCAUUGGUGGGCUCCUGGCAGCAUACUACCUUUCAGGACAAGAGGUCUUCAAGAUCAAAGCUGUGCAGCUGGCAGGAAAACUUCUUCCAGCCUUCAACACGCCUACAGGUAUACCAUGGGCCAUGGUGAACCUGAAAAGUGGUGUGGGUCGAAACUGGGGCUGGGCUUCCGCUGGCAGCAGCAUCCUCGCUGAGUUUGGAACUCUGCACAUGGAGUUUGUGCACCUCAGCUAUUUGACAGGGGACCCUGUAUACUACAACAAGGUCAUGCACAUUCGGAAGCUGCUUCAGAAGAUGGAUCGCCCCAACGGGCUCUACCCCAACUACCUGAACCCGAGGACUGGCCGCUGGGGGCAGCAUCACACCUCCGUGGGUGGGCUGGGAGACAGUUUCUAUGAGUAUCUGUUGAAAGCCUGGCUCAUGUCAGACAGGAUGGACACGGAGGCAAGGACAAUGUACGACGAUGCCAUUGAGGCCAUAGAAAAGCAUCUCAUCAGGAAGUCCAAUGGAGGACUGACCUUCAUUGGGGAGUGGAAGAACGGGCACCUGGAAAGAAAAAUGGGCCACUUGACCUGUUUUGCAGGGGGAAUGUUUGCCCUUGGAGCAGAUGGUUCCAGAGAUGACAAAGCUGGACACUACUUGCAACUUGGAGCUGAAAUUGCACAUACAUGUCACGAGUCGUAUGACAGGACAACAUUGAAGCUGGGUCCAGAAGCAUUCAAGUUCGAUGGCGGUGUAGAGGCAGUGGCAGUGCGGCAGAACGAGAAGUAUUACAUCCUGAGGCCAGAGGUGAUUGAGACCUACUGGUACAUGUGGAGAUUCACCCACGACCCCAAGUACAGGCAGUGGGGCUGGGAGGCCACACAGGCAAUUGAAAAGUACUGCCGGGUCAGUGGGGGCUUCUCUGGGGUCAAGGAUGUCUAUUCCUCAUCUCCUACCUAUGACGAUGUGCAGCAGAGCUUUUUCCUUGCGGAGACUUUGAAGUAUUUGUAUCUGCUUUUCUCCAACGAUGACCUUCUGCCAUUAGACAACUGGGUUUUUAACACAGAAGCUCAUCCUCUGCCUGUUUUACAUCAAGCCAACACCACACUGUCAGGACAUCCUGCCUACCGGUGAAAGCAGCUCUGGAAGAGGAAGAGAGACUGUUCUCAGCUCUGUUUUGUUUACAUGGACCACUUGAGACUUUAAGCAGGAGAGUAGACAGGCACUUGAUAAAACUCGACCUCUUGAGUCAAGCGAGUUACCGGUGUGAGAAACAAAGCUCUUCAACAGAGAGAUAAGUGAAAGCUUCUGGUUUAUACAUGACCAAAACACAUGAAGUGUGGCAUUUGCAGGGCAGAGACUUACUGUGCUUUGAGCCCUAGCAAGACAGAAGUGCAUCAGCAUAAGAAAGAAGAGGCUUUGCCACCCAGGGACAGGAAGUUGCUGCUCUUCUGUUGGCAAGAAAUAACCCACCAGUCACGUUCAGCUGGGUUCCAAAUACUUAGAAUUCCUUUGUCUUUUCUUUUUCCUUCUUCUUCUUGGUUUGGUUUUUUGUUUGUUUGAUGACAGCAUGAACAAAGCAACAACAAUAAAAAAAAGCAACAUCUCUGCACCAGCAGUAGCAGGAUUGGAAUAUUUGUUUCUGUACCUGUCUGAAUUUCCCUAAGGAGCAUCUGUUUGUCCAGACUGGCAGCCAUUCUCAGGGCCUCUAAGCUAUUAAAACUAAACUGUUAAUCCAUCAAAAA
Messenger RNA from Pogoniulus pusillus (Red-fronted tinkerbird), 2887 nucleotides. It is a transcript of the gene MAN1A2, whose product is annotated as mannosidase alpha class 1A member 2. The transcript is spliced from 13 exons. Gene Ontology annotation, molecular function: mannosyl-oligosaccharide 1,2-alpha-mannosidase activity; calcium ion binding. The record is from RefSeq and is a predicted model, not a curated record. Lineage: Eukaryota; Metazoa; Chordata; Aves; Piciformes; Lybiidae. Bases 345 to 2276 code for a protein of 643 amino acids. Gene Ontology annotation, biological process: mannose trimming involved in glycoprotein ERAD pathway; carbohydrate metabolic process. Gene Ontology annotation, cellular component: endoplasmic reticulum; extracellular exosome; Golgi membrane.